Molecule: messenger RNA, 2742 nt
Organism: Mytilus californianus (California mussel)
Lineage: Eukaryota; Metazoa; Mollusca; Bivalvia; Mytilida; Mytilidae
Product: copper chaperone for superoxide dismutase-like
Exons: 7
Coding region: 101-811 (236 amino acids)
Biological process (GO): removal of superoxide radicals
Molecular function (GO): copper ion binding
Source: RefSeq, a predicted model, not a curated record
UGAAAAGUCUAGAAAACUUCCGAAAAAGAUCAACAAGUGGCAGACAACUCAGAAAAAGGACUUAUAAGUGACAUAAAAAAACAAUUUUAAAUUAUCAAUUAUGUCAGUAACCUGCACUAUGGAGUUUGCUGUAGAGGGCUGUCCUCACAAGGCAAAGAAAGCCUUAGAUGGAGAAGAUGGUAUCAAGUCAGUUUCUAUAGAGUCGGGAUCAAACUCAUUGGUUGUACAGUCAAACCUCAGUUCCACACAAGUCAAUAAUAUCAUAGAAACAUCAGGACAGAGGGGUGUGUUGAUGGGCUAUGGAGGGUUAACUGGUAAACCCAAUCUCGGUGCAGCAGUAGCUCUGAUGGAUGUAGGAUUAAAUAGUAGACUAAAAGGAGUAGUAAGAUUUGUACAGGUAGAUGAUUCCACCUGUGUAGUAGAUGGCACAUUAGAUGGUUUAUUACCAGGAAAGUAUGGAGUUUAUCUUCAUGAGUUUGGAGACAUCUCAGCUGGUUGUAAUAGUUGUGGUGACAUUCUUGGAAAAUCUUUAAACAAGCCUGUUGGAGAGAUUGGUGAAAUCACUUCUACAGCUGGUAGGGCAGAAUUCAGAGUGACUAAUAAUAAUUUUAAAGUAUGGGAUAUCAUUGGUAGAUCUUGUGUGUUACAUGACCAGGCACAGUCAAAAGACAAUAGGUUAUUAUGUGGGAUAGUAGCUAGAUCAGCAGGGUUGUUCCAGAAUACCAAAAGAAUUUGUGCAUGUGAUGGGGUACCAGUCUGGGAUGAAAGGGAUAAACCCAUUGCAGGACCUAGUCGUAAAUCCAAGAUAUGAUUCUAACAGAUGCAACAUCAGCUUGCUGCCAUUAUGCAGAGUUUCACUCCAGGAAGUGAGAGAUACAGAUCAGAACAUGGCCAUAUCACACAGACUUCUUAAUCAUACAAUGUAUCAUAAUUGUAUUGUAUAUUGCUUACAGAAAUCCAAUUUAAAUCACCUUUUGAUAUUUUCAUUGUUCAUUUUGAAUAAUUUUUUGUCCCACCUACGAUAGUAGGAGGGGCAUUAUUUUUUCUGGUUUGUCCAUCCGUCCAUCUGUUCCGCUUCAGGUUAAUGUUUUUGUUCAAGGUAGUUUUUGAUGAAGUUGAAGUCCAAUCAACUUGAAACUUAGUACACAUGUUCCUUAUGAUAUGAUCUUUCUAAUUUUAAUACCAAAUUAGAGUUUUGACCCCAAUUUCACAGUCCACUGAACAUAGAAAAUGAUAGUGCGAGUGGGGCAUCCGUGUACUAUGGACACAUUCUUGUUAACCAUAUUGUUGGUAGCACACAUACAUUCCAUUUUUUAAUUUACACUAAAGGUUCUUCUUUUCUCUUUAACAUGAUAUUUAAACAGAAUCCAAAACUUUGAAGUAAUUAGAUAAAACAGGUUUUGUAAGGGAAGGGGUCAGUAUUAAAUUUAUUUCCAUUUUAAAUUAGAAUUCAUGAAUAUACCAAAUAUAAACAACUUUUCAUAUUUUUGGUUGCUAAUUUAAUGUAUAAAUUUAAAAUAAGGGAGAUAACUCUUUAACAAGUUAUUCAAAUAUAACUUUAUUACCUUAUAAUUACAUUGGAAAUGGCAUGUGGAUAAACACAAUAUUUAAAGGGUAGCUGAGCUAGUUUGAAGGAAACCAGUAGUCCUAUUCACAAAUACAGUUGUAUUCAGACACUAUUAUACAUAUCCUCUUUUGCCAGUGGCAGUCCAAAUUAUAGUUUUGGACUAUAAAACUAUAUAGUUUUACAUUUCAUGCAAUUGAAAAACUCACUUCAUCCCUGUUGACGAAAUUUGCAAAACCUAUAUAAAUGAUUUAUUGUUAUUUUGUUUUUGUCCUAAAUGUGCAUAAAAUAUUUGCUCCUAGAUGUUAAGCAAACACAAGCAAUUAAUUACCAAUAUAUGUAAACAUAAAUAUGCAUAUUUUAUAUCAAUCUGUGAGAGAAUUACAUCCCAAUUUAAACAAGGUGGUCAUUCGUAAAGAAAAGAAGGUGUUAAGUUCACAAAGAAGUGGUUAAAAAAAAUGAUGGAGUUAUAUUCAAAACCAAGACCAAAAAGCAUCUCUUUUGGGAAAUCAUAUUGGAAGAUUGAGGAAAUUAAUCUGAAAGAGAGGAAAAUUGAAAACAUACUGUUCAUGUGUAAAUGUUUGCUCAAAAGAAGUUUUAAAUACUUGGCAUGUAUUAGUAUGAUUUUAUUAUCUAUAAGGAAACUGGUCCUAAGUUAUAUUUUAAUUCUAAUUCUCUGGUACAAAAAAAAUCACAUCUGUUUAAAUUAUUGCAGGUAAUAUGGUAAGUUAUCUCCCCUGAUUUAUAAGUUCUCAAAACAAUAUUUUAUCAGAUAUGCAAUAUUAUGAAAUAUUAAAAAAAGAAAUUGUUUUUUUUUUUGUGUGGAAAACUUAUCUGUAGUAAAUAAAUAAUUAAUAUGUAUAUAUUUUGGUUUUCUUCCAUGUCAUGAGAAGUAAAAAUGUAUUUUCUUCCUUCGAGGAAUUUCAGGUGAAUGACUUGUAAAUCAUUUUAUUCUUAAUGAGAAUUUUAAUUAUAACAGUUACCUUGAAUUAUUUUUGUACUUCAUAAUUUUUCUGUGUUCAGACUAUACAAAUGUAUCUAUUUAUUGAAAUAAUCCUGUAUGUUUACAUUGUAUUUGUAUUAUAAAUUAACUGCAAAAUGAAUUUUUGAUUUCAAAUAAGGCUGAUCAAAGGACCAUUACCAGUCAUACUGUUAAUUGAUUUAUUGAGAAAUGUCAU